Molecule: messenger RNA, 2516 nt
Organism: Passer montanus (Eurasian tree sparrow)
Lineage: Eukaryota; Metazoa; Chordata; Aves; Passeriformes; Passeridae
Gene: TNIP3
Product: TNFAIP3 interacting protein 3
Exons: 14
Coding region: 521-1744 (407 amino acids)
Biological process (GO): regulation of transcription by RNA polymerase II; cellular response to lipopolysaccharide
Source: RefSeq, a predicted model, not a curated record
AGAAGAAUAUUUCUUCUUCCUGUGCAUAAGUAUAAUGAAUGGAAAUUUAACUUGAUCCUUUACUGACUGAGAAGGAAGAAUUGGAGACUUCUAGAAAAUGUUGUGGGUUGUCUUCCAGCACAGCUCAGCUGAAGUGAUUUUUUUUUUCUUUGUCUAAACACUCAGCCUUUCCUUCCCUUAAAUGCCUGGUGCCUCUGGCUUUCUAUCCCUCCUUAGCAACUGCAGGCUUCUGUGGAGUUGUGUGAGUAGUCCUUUAAUUGGUGUCCUUGAUUCCAUUGAAGAGUGUUCUUUGUUUCCAUGACUUUUCUAUAGAUGGAAGCACUGGACCAGCUGAGCCUGAGAAAGGUAAAAAAGGGUCUCUAACACCUGGAUCUAUGAGGCAGUCCAGAGAACCUCUUCUUUUCAAAGACUUUCCACAAAACUCUACUGUCAAAGAAUAGCAGCUUUACAAAGGGACAGCCUUUAUGUGAGACUGGGAUGUCCUAACCUGGCAGUGCAGAGACGGACACCUUCCCUAAAUAUGAUUCACUGUGAGGAGCUCAAAAUGAAGAAGAAAGAUGCAGAGGAUUGCAUGGAGCUGUGCCCCCAUCAGUGUGUCGAGAUGGAAAGGUGUGAAAGCAAAGAGCUGGAUGUUGAAAUAAGGAACCUGAUAGGGAAGAGCAGCACUUUGGAGUCCUGUGAGGACCCCAAACCUCUUGCCCAAGAGAGGCUGAGCCCUCAGAGAACUUCGUGUUCCCUUAAGAGCCACAGUGAAGGAAACGCUCUAGGCUGGCUUGGAUGCACCUGGGCAGGUGGGAGUGACAUGGAAGCUCCAGCAGAACCAUUGCAGUCAAGGCACACAUUACUGAGCAAAAAGAAGCCUUUAUCUUCCAAUUCUCUGGAGCAACAGAUCCUCACACUGGAAAGACAGAGACGAGAGCUUUUGGAGGUGAACAAGCAAUGGGAUCAUCAAUUUAGAAGUAUGAAACAGCUUUAUGAAAAGCAGCUGACAGAGAUGAAGGCAAAGCUGGAUGUGUCAGAGAGGAGAGUGAGUGAGCUGGAGCAGGAGAGGCACCAGCAGCAUCCAGAGGAAGGGAGGUGGCAAGUGCUGGGCAGAGAGAAACUGCUGCAGGAAAAGAAAGAUACAGAGGUCCUUAGUGAAGCUCUCCAUGAAAUGAAGGAAGAGAACAGGCUCCUGAAGCAGAAGAAUGCUUCAAUGACCAGGAGGAAGGAAUACUAUGAGAGUGAAAUAAGUCGUCUCAACAAGGCCCUUCUGGACACAUUGAAAAAGCAGCACCCACCAGUUGUUGGGACUCCUCCAGGGAAGGGUGACAGGAACAGAAUUGAGGAGAUGAGAACCCAACUUGAGGUUCUUAAACAGCAGGUCCAAAUAUACGAGGAAGACUUCAGGAAGGAGAGAUCUGACCGGGAGAGGCUUAAUGAGGAGAAAGAAGCAUUGCAGAAAAUUAAUGAGAGAUUGCAAUCUCAAUUGAGUAAACUCAGCUCUCAGACAAAAGAGCUCCCAGUACAGCCUGAGAGGCCCAGUUACCCAGCUCCACUCUUCCUCCCGCCGUGUGUCACUUAUGGGGGUUGUGGGAUGGUUCUUCACUGUCCGGAUCCUCGGGCACAUCCAGCGCCUCGCAGGGCACAGAAGCAGCAGCAGCAGUGCUCGCCAGACUAUCAGUGGUAUGUUCCUGACCAGCUUCCGCCAGAUGUGCAGCACAAGGCAAAUGAUUCCUCCCUGGAGAAGGGAGCCCAUCGCUGACAGCCUCCGGCCUGCAGGAGUGUAAACCAAAGGCUGCAAGGGACUCUUGCAACUUCAUUAUUCUGUUUUCUUCUGGGGUUUUUUUGCUCCUAGCUCCUUAUCUCUUCAGUGCAUGUGAUUUAUGUCUGGUAAAAUCCCUGUGAGGACAAUAGAAAAGCAGCUCAUACAGGCUGGUGAUCCUCAGGAUCCAGUUAAACUCUGCUGGGAAGCGUUACUGCCCUUUGUUCAGAAGAUGCUGUUUGUGCUGCCUUGUGAGAAUCUCUUUAAAAGCCUGAUGAGAAGAGAUGCAGUUCUUGCUGAGGAUUCAGACUGUCACAUCUGGUUUGGAUUCAAGAGCUUACAAGACCCAUAGUGGUGUGAUUUUUUGUGGUGGUUGUUGUUCGGGAAUGAUGAGGGUUUUUAUUUGAUUCCAGGGAAUGGUUUGUUGAUUGAUCACCUUGAAUUCUGUCCUCUCCUUCUUGGUAAAAGGAAAAUCUGCUUCACUGUUUAAACUCCUUUGUGUAAUUGUGAUCAGGGUACCACCUAUGCCAAGCCAGGUAAAAGGUGCCCACCUCCCCUUUUGAGUCUAGGUCAGAUCUCCUUUUGUUUUGGCUCUCAAAUUACAUGUAAAGCAUAAUCACAUGGGCUUUUUCUGUGUGUACUUAUUUAUAUUGCAAGAAUUUUAGUAAGAAUAUUGAAUGAGUUUAACUUCUCCAUGAAUAUGGCUUUAUAUUUCCAAAUUAUUCUUGUAAUGAAUCUGAACAUUGUCAUGUAACUUCUAACCAAGAAUAAA